This is a messenger RNA of Ustilaginoidea virens, 1347 nucleotides long. RefSeq lists its product as uncharacterized. The transcript is spliced from 2 exons. Gene Ontology annotation, biological process: proteolysis. The record is from RefSeq and is a predicted model, not a curated record. Gene Ontology annotation, molecular function: aspartic-type endopeptidase activity. NCBI's taxonomy places the organism in Eukaryota, Fungi, Ascomycota, Sordariomycetes, Hypocreales, Clavicipitaceae. Bases 1 to 1347 code for a protein of 448 amino acids.
AUGGCCGGGUCGCAGUCUCUCCUCCUGCUUGCCUUGGCCGCCGGUGGUGUUCAUGCUGCUGCUGCUGCUGCUGCCGCCGCCGCUGCUCCGGCGCCCGUGAUACCCAUAUCGUACAGCUACGGCGGAUACCCAAGGAUACAAGCAGACCUCUCCUGGGGAACUCCCUCCCAGUCGUCCAUCCCCACCAUCUUCGACACCGGCUCGCCCAGCUUCUGGGUCUACGGUCCCCAUGCCAUCAUCAACUACGGCAGCAAAUACCACUACCAGCUAGGCCCGUGUAACAAAUCCGUCGAGACCUUCUUCGACUGGCCCAAAUCCACCACGUAUUCCUCCGUCACCAAUUUCCCUCGCGGACUGGGGUACUCGUACGGCGGCAACGGCAAGAUCGUGGCGGCGUACACCGAGCUCAACGACACCUUCUCCUUUGCCAACGCCAACUUCCCCCCGCUCGCAAACAACCAAGUUGCCAUUUCCAACUUUACCCUGGUCACCGAGGCCGACGACACCUGCAGCAUACCCGCGUCAAGCUUUGACCACAGCAUUCUCGGUCUUGCUCCUUUGACCGGUAUCCAGGCGGGCCCUUCGUUCCGCGCCAACCUGCGCACUGCCGGCAAGACCUCGUCCUCGUCUUUCAGCGUGUGGAUGGACCAAGCACCAAGGUCAUCCAACAGCAAGUACACCUACCGGGGUGCCGCCGUCUUUGGUGCCAUUCCCUCCACGCCAAAAUACGUCGGCCCGCUGGUUCGAAUCAAGCAAACCAACCCGGACCCUCCCUACACCGGAUACUAUGCUGCUCUUCCCAAGCUGACAGCAAGCAACCUCAUGGGACCAGGGGGCAAGCCUCGAGAAAUCGGGCUCGCGGACCCCACCGUCAAGAAUUGCCUCCUCGAUUCCGGCACCGGAGCGGAUCGAAUUCCCUUCAACGAAUCGCAAAUUGCCCAGGCGACUGGCCUGCUCCGGCUGCAUAACCCUUCCAUCCUCGCCUGGAACGGUACCUGCGAUUCCAUCCCUCAUAGCGCGUCCCUGAAAUUCACCUUUGACGGAGCUACGCCGGGUACUAGCGUCACCAUAGCUGUGCCUAUUCGCAGCUACGCGAGGGGGAUAUAUGACAGUGAUCCGGGCCUCGACACCUCCAAGUACUGCGGUUUAACCUUGUCGGGGGAUGAGUAUGGGGAUUGCGUGCUUGGUGCCUCCUUCUUUUCUGCCAUCUUUGCUGUCUUCCACGAUGACAUGCAGCAGGUUGCCCUGGCACAGGGCGGUGUUUCAAGAAACACUGCCGAUGGCCUCUCCGCCAUCGGGCCACUUACUCAGAUUGCUGCUGGCAAGGACAUCCCCUUUUCAGUUUAG